This is a messenger RNA of Chelonus insularis, 875 nucleotides long. RefSeq names its product Cuticular protein 57A. Gene Ontology annotation, cellular component: extracellular matrix. Lineage: Eukaryota; Metazoa; Arthropoda; Insecta; Hymenoptera; Braconidae. The record is from RefSeq and is a predicted model, not a curated record. The transcript is spliced from 3 exons. Bases 85 to 684 code for a protein of 199 amino acids.
UUCACUAUCGCGUAUCCUCUCAGUAGGACAUUGAAACGUCUAGAGGUGAAGUUGACACGCUGAAAAUAUCAAUAAGGUUCCGGAAUGUUUCAGUUUUCGUUUUUGUUUAUAUUUGUUCUUUCCCUGAGUAAUCAGUGUUUUGGUGAUGUUUCUCAUAUUGUCUCUCAAUAUCAACCACAAGAAACAACUACCAUUCCACCACCGCCAGUACCAUACAGCUUUCAUUACAAAGCUGGAAGAUUUCCUGGACAAAUUGAUCGAUAUCGAUCAGAGUCUGGAGAUGGUUCAGGAGUAAUUCAUGGCACUUAUGCUUACAUUGAUCCUAAGUUUAAGAUUAGAACAGUUGAUUAUACAGCAGAUAAAAAUGGUUUUCAUCCAAUUCUAAAAAAUUUUGAAGAUGUUCAAAAACUUCCUGAGGAUUCAGAAGCAGUAAAAUUGGAAAGAGAAAAGCAUUUCCGACUCUAUAAUAAAAUUGCUAGUGCUCAAGCCAACCCAGGGAAUGCAGAUCAAGUCUUACCAAGGGAAACAUAUAGUGUAGCCAAAGCAAGAAAUCAUCAUAUGGAACUCUUUAGAAAAAUAGCAGCUGAACAUGAAGCAAUUGCAGCUCAACGAGAAGCAGCUCGGUUGGCUUACGAAGCAACAUCAGUACCCAACAUUGUUGAAGAGCCAGUUGUUUAUUAUUAACUUUAUUAUACAAUAAAUAUCUCAUCGUGAUUUUAUUUUGAUUUGUUAUUCACGAGAGACUAAUCGAAGAAUCUAUCUAUAGCAAAAUAAUGAAGGCUCAUUCAGAAUUUAUAUAACUACUGUUGAUUGUAUCAAAUCUUAAUUAUUACAGACACAAUAAAUUUUUAUUAAAAAUGAAAAUUACUCAAAAA